Messenger RNA from Dioscorea cayenensis subsp. rotundata (Guinea yam), 1467 nucleotides. Its product is annotated as adenylyl-sulfate kinase 3-like. Gene Ontology annotation, biological process: sulfate assimilation. The record is from RefSeq and is a predicted model, not a curated record. Bases 355 to 1014 code for a protein of 219 amino acids. Gene Ontology annotation, molecular function: adenylylsulfate kinase activity; ATP binding. The transcript is spliced from 7 exons. NCBI's taxonomy places the organism in Eukaryota, Viridiplantae, Streptophyta, Magnoliopsida, Dioscoreales, Dioscoreaceae.
UUUAAGAAGAUGUUGGCAAGUCCAAUAAUCGAAGCCAUACAUCAGGCCAUCAAAUGGGCAUCUGAAGUUGCGUGGACAAUUAAGUUAGAAAGUCAUCUUAAAAUGCGUCUAGUGGCAUAUGCUUUGGUAUAAUCAUCUAAGUGGCAUGUCUAGGUUGGACUUCCUCUGGAUCCCCUCCGUGUAACUUCUAGGAAUGGUCAGAGGCUGAAGAAGAAGGGUUUGAGGCCAAAUUAAUCCAGACAAAUCCGUAUGGGCAUUAUGCAUCUCAAAUUUAUAGUUUGUUGACAUGCCAGCUCUAGCUGUACGCCUAAGUGUUUGAUCAGAUCUAGAAGGACGUUUGUGCUUGAGACGUGGAUGUGCAAGGAGGUUUAUGCAGGUGUAAACAACAGUGUCAUGUCAACUGUGGGAAAGUCCACGAACAUUGCCUGGUAUGAAUGCAAAAUUGGGAAGCAUGAGAGGCAACAGUUACUUAAGCAAAAAGGAUGUGUUGUAUGGAUCACAGGACUCAGCGGGUCAGGCAAAAGCACUGUGGCUUGUGCAUUGAGUCGUGAACUGUACUCUAGAGGAUAUCUGGCAUAUGUCCUUGACGGUGACAAUCUCAGACACGGGCUUAAUCGGGAUCUUAGUUUCAGUGCAGAAGAUCGUUCAGAAAACAUACGCAGAGUUGGGGAAGUAGCUAAACUGUUUGCAGAUGCUGGUGUUAUAUGUAUCGCCAGCUUGAUAUCUCCAUACAGAAGUGAGCGGGAUGCCUGCCGUGCUAUGGUGCCAGACUCUUUCAUCGAGGUCUUCAUGGACAUGCCACUGGAAUUAUGUGAAGCAAGGGAUCCAAAAGGUUUGUACAAGUUGGCACGAGCAGGUAAAAUCAAAGGCUUUACUGGGAUAGAUGAUCCAUAUGAGGCACCCUUGAACUGUGAGCUAGUGAUACAGAUGAAGAAUGGGGAGUGUAGUUCUCCUAGUUCAAUGGCCGAACAAAUAACAAUGUACCUGGAUGAGAAGGGCUUUUUAAAGGCAUAGUUUGAUUCUUCCGGUCCGCACCUCGUGGACCUUGUAUUGUAGUCCACCACAAGCAACAUUUUUAGUUUGUUUAUUGAUAGAAGUGGCUUAACCACUAAAAUAAAGAUUGUAAGGCCCCAUGGUGUGGCCAAGUGCUUAGGCCAUUGCAGUCCAACGGCGAAAAUAAAACAGGAAAAAAGAACCAAGGAGCAGAGUCUGGCUGUCAACAAAGUCAGUAGGAGUCUUGCCCUUGUUAGCUUCCUCAUGUCUCAUCGGCAUGGCCAUUUGUUAAGCUGUUUUCUUAAAGUUUAUAUGAAGUUCUGCUGCUCUAGCUCAUCGAUUUGCACGGAGGCAUUGUAUUCUUCUCAUUACAAACUUGAGUCAAAAUUCGAUACUUCACACCAAAGAGAUGAUUGAUUUGUACCAUGGUUCCUCCUAUUUGAAUGCAAGGAAUAAAGUCACACUUUGCUUGAA